Molecule: messenger RNA, 6070 nt
Organism: Pogoniulus pusillus (Red-fronted tinkerbird)
Lineage: Eukaryota; Metazoa; Chordata; Aves; Piciformes; Lybiidae
Gene: PLCG2
Product: phospholipase C gamma 2
Exons: 32
Coding region: 10-3807 (1265 amino acids)
Biological process (GO): phosphatidylinositol-mediated signaling; phospholipid catabolic process; release of sequestered calcium ion into cytosol
Molecular function (GO): phosphatidylinositol-4,5-bisphosphate phospholipase C activity; protein binding
Source: RefSeq, a predicted model, not a curated record
GAAAAAAAAAUGCCCAGAAAGAGUAUAGACUAUGGAGCGCUACCUGAGUAUGAGAAGAGCCAGAUCAAAAGGACCUUGGAGUUGGGAACUGUUAUGACAGUGUUCAGUCUUAAGAAGAGCUGUCCAGAAAGGAGGACUAUUCAAGUCAUAAUGGAAACCAGGCAGGUAGCAUGGAGCAAGACAGCUGACAAGAUUGAAGGUUUCUUGGAUCUUAUGGAAAUAAAAGAAAUUCGGCCAGGAAAGAAUUCAAAGGACUUUGAGCGUUGCAAAGCAAAGCAAAGAGAAGAGCACUGCUUUACUAUUUUUUAUGGUACCCAGUUUGUCCUCAACACCUUAAGCUUAGCAGCUGACUCUAAAGAUGAUACUGAUAAAUGGUUAGGUGGCUUGAAUAUCUUGUAUCAAGAGGUCAUGAUUGCUCCCACACCUGCAAUCACAGAGAGCUGGCUGAGAAAGCAGAUCUACUCUGUUGAUCAAACUAGAAGAAAUAGUAUCAGUCUUAGAGAGCUGAAAACUGUCCUUCCUCAAGUAAACUUCAAAGUGAGCAGCAUGAAGUUCUUGAAGGAUAAAUUUGCGGAAAUAGGUGCUAGCAAGGAAGAGCUUACUUUUGAACAGUUUCACCUGUUCUACAAGAAAAUCAUGUUUGAACAGCAGAAGUCGAUUCUUGAUGAAUUCAAAAAGGAUUCCUCUGUGUUCAUUCUUGGAAAUACUGACCGUCCGGAUGCUUCAGCUGUUCAUCUCCAUGACUUCCAGAGAUUCCUGCUGUAUGAGCAGCAUGAAUCUUGGGCACAAGAUCUCACUAAAGUCCGAGAGCGAAUGACGAAGUUUAUUGAUGACACUAUGAGAGAAACUGCUGAACCCUUUCUCUUCAUUGAUGAGUUCCUCACUUACCUAUUUGCAAAAGAAAACAGUAUUUGGGAUGAGAAAUAUGAUACAAUAGAUGUGCAAGACAUGAAUAAUCCUUUGUCCCACUACUGGAUUUCUUCCUCUCAUAACACAUACCUGACAGGAGACCAGCUUCGAAGUGAGUCCUCCACAGAAGCUUACAUCAGGUGCCUUAGAAUGGGAUGUCGAUGUAUUGAGUUGGACUGCUGGGAUGGUCCUGAUGGAAAACCCAUCAUUUACCAUGGAUGGACACGGACAACAAAGAUCAAAUUUGAUGAUGUCGUGCAGGCAAUCAAAGAUCAUGCCUUUGUUGCAUCUGAAUACCCAGUCAUCCUGUCAAUUGAGGAGCACUGUAGUGUGGAGCAGCAGCGACACAUGGCCAGAGUGUUCAAGGAGGUAUUUGGUGAUCAUCUUUUAAUGAAACCGAUUGAAGCCAGUGCAGAUCAGCUACCAUCACCAACCCAGCUGAAGGAAAAAAUCAUCAUCAAGCACAAAAAACUGGGGCCAAAGGGAGACAUUGAUGUGAACUUAGAAGACAAGAAAGAAGAAAAAAAGCAACAAGGAGAGCUUUAUAUGUGGGACACAAUAGAACAGAAAUGGACUCGGCACUACUGUGCUAUUGCUGAUGAAAAGCUUUCAUUCAGUGAUGACAUAGAACAGAAUGCUGAUGAAGAUUCAUCAAAGGAGGUGAAACGCACUGAACUGCACUUAAAAGAAAAGUGGUUCCAUGGGAAAAUGAAAGAGGGGAGAACAACUGCUGAGAAACUGCUCCAAGAAUAUUGUGCUGAAAUGGGUGGCAAGGAUGGGACAUUCCUAGUUAGGGAAAGUGAGGCUUUCCCUAAUGAUUGCACCUUGUCAUUCUGGAGGUCAGGUAGAGUCCAGCACUGUCGGAUCCGUUCUUUGGGUGAUGGGGACACUGUGAAGUACUACUUGACAGACAACCUCAUGUUUGAUAGCAUCUAUGAUCUCAUUCAACACUACAAGGAGGCCCACUUGCGAUGUGCUGAAUUUGAGCUGCGUCUGACCGAUGCUGUGCCUAAUCCCAGCCCUCAUGAGACUAAAGAUUGGUACUAUAGCAACUUGAGUCGGGGAGAGGCAGAAGACAUGUUGAUGCGAAUUCCUCGAGAUGGAGCCUUUCUGAUAAGGAAGAGAGAUGAGCCUGAUUCGUUUGCCAUGACUUUCAGAGCUGAGGGGAAGGUGAAGCACUUCCGAAUUCAGCAGGAUGGUCGUCAUUUUGUGCUUGGAACCUCAGCUUAUUUUGAGAGUCUGGUGGAGCUGGUGACGUAUUAUGAGAAGCAUCCACUGUACAGGAAAAUGAAGCUGCGCUACCCGGUGACCGAGGAGCUGCUGGAGCGCUACAGCACCGAAAAAGAUAUUAACUCCCUCUAUGAUGUCAAGAUGUAUGUGGAACCCAGUGAAAUCACUCCUACAGUGCCUCAGAGAACAGUGAAAGCCUUGUAUGACUACAGAGCCAAAAGAAGUGAUGAAUUGAGCUUUUCUCGAGGAGCUUUAAUUCAUAAUGUCACAAAGGAAACUGGAGGCUGGUGGAAGGGAGAUUAUGGAGAAAAAGUCCAACACUAUUUUCCAUCUAAUUAUGUUGAAGACUUGUCACCCAAUAAUUCUACUGAGCUUGAAAGCCAGAUUAUUGAAGACAAUCCAUUAGGCUCACUGUGUCGUGGCAUACUGGUACUCAAUACAUACAAUGUUGUGAAAAUGCCCCAAGGCAAACACAGAAAGCCUUUUGUCUUCAUUUUGGAACCGAAGAACGCAGAAGAUCCAUGUGUUGAGUUUGCAACUGAUAAAGUAGAAGAACUCUUUGAAUGGUACCAAAGUAUCCGUGAAAUCACUUGGAAAACCACUGAAGAGGAGAACAGGAGGAAAUACUGGGAAAAGAAUCAAUUGAUUGCUAUUGAAUUAUCUGAUCUGGUAAUCUACUGCAAGCCAACAAGCAAAACCAAGGACAAUUUAGAAAAUCCUGAUUUCAGAGAAAUCCGGUCCUUUGUGGAAACCAAGGCAGAGAGCAUUGUUAAGCAAAAGCCAGUUGAGUUGCUGAGAUACAACCUGAAGGGACUGACACGUGUCUAUCCUAAGGGACAGAGGGUUGACUCAUCCAACUAUGACCCGUUUCGCCUCUGGCUUUGUGGCUCCCAGAUGGUGGCUCUUAACUUCCAAACUCCAGAUAAAUACAUGCAAUUGAACCAUGCCUUGUUUUCACUUAAUGGACGCACUGGCUACGUUCUGCAGCCAGAAAGCAUGAGAAGUGAAGAGUAUGACCCAAUGCCAAAUGACUCGAAGAGGAAAUUGCAGAUGAUUAUGACAGUGAGGGUUUUAGGUGCUCGUCACCUCCCUAAACCUGGUAGAAGCAUUGCUUGUCCCUUUGUAGAGGUAGAAAUUUGUGGGGCUGAGUAUGAUAACAGCAAAUUCAAGACAUCAGUUGUGAAUGACAAUGGCCUUAAUCCAGUGUGGGCACCGUGUCCAGAGCAAGUGAAAUUUGAAAUUUAUGAUCCAAAUCUGGCGUUUCUGCGCUUCGUUGUUUAUGAGGAGGAUAUGUUCAGUGAUCCCAAUUUCUUAGCACAUGCCACUUUUCCCAUCAAAGGAAUCAAAACAGGUUUUAGAUCAGUUCCUCUCAAGAACGGCUAUAGUGAAGAUAUAGAGCUGGCCUCACUUCUGGUUCACUGUGAUAUGCAGCAAGUUCUGGAGAGCGAAGAAGAGCUGUACUCCUCAUGUCGACAGCUUCGGAAGCGCCAGGAGGAGCUUAAUAGCCAACUGUUCCUCUAUGACACUCAUGUGAACUUAAGGAAUCCUAACAGAGAUGCUAUAUUAAAAGAAUUCACUGUGAAUGAGCACAAACUACAGAUCUAUCAAGAGUCAUGCAACCGCAGGUUAAGGGAGAAGAAAGUCAGUAACAGCAAAUUCUACUCUUGAAGAAAUCAGUCCUUGUGGUGCGCUUCAGGAAGAGACAUUAACUUAUUCUGGUCAUCCUGCUCAGUGAUGGUCUCAUCAGGCUGAACGGCUGGAAGAAGAGGAGGAGGAAAGAUCAAUUUCCUUAACAAUUUCUUGUUAUAAGAAAAAACUGGUUUAAUUCCCAAUAAUUUAUAUUCUGUAAGAAGCAUUCCCUCUGUGCAGGCCAGGCCUUCUUUGUAUUCAGGAUUUCUAAAAUCUGAGGGCAUGUAGUUGGCUAGGCCUCACUUCUUGUUAUCAAUACCUGAAGUACAAGUAAUCAUCUGCUAUAUUUGUGUGUGCAGGCUAUAGAUAAGACAUUCACAACAAUUUGCAUGCAUGGAACCACACCACUUUAACAACCUGGCUCCUUAAGAUUAACUAGUAGUAAGUUUUUAAUUUAUUAAAUGCUGUAAAAGCACUUCUGCAGCAGCAUUGCCUUGUCGUGUACGCCACAGUGCUCAGGGCAGCAGAUUGUACUUUCUGAUACUGCAUAAAACGUUUGGGGCAGCUGAUAGCUUAUACUGUAUUGUCCUCUGUUAAAAAUUUGCUGUUACAGUUUUGAGAACUAGAUAAUAUGUUAAUUGUUGAACCCAAAUAUCCUCUGCAACUGUAGUUGUGUUUUUUUCCUGCUGAACUGUCUGUGAAGGCCUGAGAAAGUAAAGUGGUGUGGGCCUGUAUUAAUAACUCCUGUGAACCUAUGGUCACAGCCUCAAAGCGCUGGAAGGAAAAGUUCUAAGACAUGCAGUAGGAAAUACCAGCUUGAGGAAGAGGAAGGUGUUUCAACUUCUUAAAAGCAUUUCCUUCAGUGUUGUAUUAUUUUGAAAGUCCUUUCAGUUGCUGAGGUCCUUAGAAGUGAAUUUUAUAAUGAACUCAAUUUUUUAACCUCGCAGUCCUACUUGGAUGAUAGCAUCAGAUAAUGUUCUGUAAAUGAAGACCAUUUCCCCAAAAUGUGUCUAAUCCCAGUGUGCACAAAUGCUGAGGUACACCAUUCUCACAGCUUUAAUUGAAUGAAGAUGGAGCUACAGAGGAGCAAACUUGUUAGCACGUGUUUUGCUGCCAGAACAGACUCAGAUGCCCUCCUAUGGUGCGUUUAACACCAGUUGUCAUAAUGUGUGUAUGUGUUGGCUCCUUGUUCUAGCACAAUGUUACUACUGUCCAGUUCCUAGCUGCUUUGUCUCUGUAUGGGUGGAGUGUUGCUGUCUGUAUGCUUGACUUUACCUUUCAGAUGUGUGCAGAGGAGUUACAUUUUUCUAAGUGACUGCCUGAGGCAUAAGAUGCUACAUACAUAGCUCUGUGUUUCUGAUCACAGAAAACUUGGAUGGCUUUGGGACUCGUAGCCAGAUGAAGCUGCCUCAGCCAUUUUCAGUUUCUCUUGCUCCCCGUGCUGUGCCUUGUGUUGUUUGCAGAGGCACUUAAUUGAUGCCAUUGUGUAUUCACAGAGGAUGGUUUCAGGAACCCCUGUGAGGUUUUAGUUAUUCUGUGAAGACAGUCUUGUCUCAAAGAUGAAAGUGCUGCAGUCGUGUGUCCCACAAUGGGGUGGCUUCUGUAAAUUUUUUAUUAUAAAGAAAUUAAUUACUAAUCACCCAGCUGAAAACGAGAGCAAAGUUAAAGGCAAUUCUGCUUUUCUUCCUCCUGCCUGAAAUCUCUUCUGUACCCAGUUGUGAUUGACUUGCUUAAGGAUCAGAUGGAUGCAGAAUCUCCUUCAACCAUGCUAAAAAAAAAUCCAUCGACUGUGGAUUUGGAAAGUGGAGCUGUAACUUUGACUGCUGUAUAAAGCUGGGCUUAUCUGCAGUAUCCAGAAGAAAUGGGAUCAUCCAGUUGCUGUUCCUCGAGGGGAGGGACCUCUGGUGUGCAUGCAUUUAGUAGCACGUUCCAGGAUGUGGUUGCUUUGCCAUAUCAUCUGUCUCCUGUGCUGCAUAGGUGUGCAUGCAUUUAGUAGCACGUUCCAAGAUGUGGUUACUUUGCCAUAUCAUCUGUCUCCUGUGCUGCAUAGUUGUGCAUGCAUUUAAUAGCACAUUCCAGGAUGUGGUUACUUUGCCAUAUCAUCUGUCUCCUGUGCUGCACAGGUGUGCAUGCAUUUAGUAGCACGUUCCAGGAUGUGGUUACUUUGCCAUAUCAUCUGUCUCCUGUGCUGCAUAUUUCAUUCAGCGGCCUACAUGAUUCCCAUUUAACGUUGUGAGAACACUGUGGGGUCAGUGUUGAUAAGACAAGGUGACUCAAAGCCUUGUCUCUGGCAGGGCCUGAG